CUAUAAAUUUUCCUGUUUCAACCAAGAAUUAAUGAGAGCUACGAGCCAUUCGCUUCCUGAGUGGCCGCAUUCCAGCUGUGCAGACUGGUCAGAGCACAUCUGCCAAUCAGAGCAGGCCCUGGAGGGAAGCCCUCAGAUGCUGAGUCUUGUUUACACCCAUUGUGACUCUGUUUCUCUCCUCCUCCUGCGUGUUGUAUCACUGGAAAGAUUCGUGGGGGAGUUUGGGAUUGCAUGCCUUGAUAAUCUGUAUGCAACUUGGACCCGAGCCACAGCAAAUGGUAUCACGGGCAGACUUUGAGCUCAUCUUUAGGCACAGAUCGCAACGAACGAAAUAAACCAGAGCAUCGUUCUUCAAGCCAAGGACCCUUGUCAUCCAUUAGAGCGGUAAUCAAGAGAUCACUCAUGAAUAGUGCACAGCAAAAAUGCCCCGUGGAAGAGCUUCUCGGACUUCUAUUCAGAGUGAUCUUCAUCGAGAUAGGAGGCGCCCGGAGAUCACCAUUGUGGCAGCUGAGCCGCUGAGGCCGGCCUCAUGGUUCCCAGGAGCCCCGCCCCCAGGACUGGGAUUUCCCCCGGCCUCCGCAGCUGGCCCUUGGAGGCCCAGUGAGCUGGUUCCUUCUGAGCUCCCACCGUCUUAUGAACAAGUCAUAAAAGAAAUCAACCAAGUUCAAGUUAAUACAACAAAUAAUAAUAAUGCUGCUGCCUCUCCAAGGCACACUAUUACUUCUGCAACUCAGACGGACUUUUCAGAAGAAAUAGACAACCAUCUGCCUCAAAGUAAUGCAACACUACCGGCACCCCUCCAACCUCUUCAGCCUUCCCCGGCGGUCUCAGCCCGUGAUCCUCCAACAAAUGCGGCGCCUUUGAUAGUCUUUGACAGUUCUGAAGAACAGAACUGUCCGGGAAACCCCAGUGCUGCAAGAUGUCCAGUGCCAAGACCAAGAUCAAAAAGCAACCUCAGGCCAGUAGCCAGAGAGCCUCACGUUAAAGAGCAGAAUCACCAGAAAACCAGCCCAGGGGCCUCAGGGGCGGCGCCACCCCCAGGCCGACUCCAGUGUCUGUUGGACAGUACCAGCGACUUGGACAGUCAGCCUGUGAUGAACAUUAUGAACACAGAACAAAGCCAAAACAGUAUUGUUUCAAGGAUCAAAGCGUUUGAUAGUCAGACAAACACAGACACCUCUGGACUGCCCAAGAAACCAGAGAUUGCGCCCCGCACACUUCCCCCCAGGCCUGCUGUUCCCUCAGGGAAACCCUCCGUGGCUCCCAAACCAGCUGCUAACAGGACUUCUGGAGAACUGGACUCCUGGCACGAGAACAGACUCAAGGUGGCCUCGAGGGAGGGGCUCACCCCGAACUCUCCACCGCAAGAAGUAGGGAGCCUCCCGGUAACCAAACCUGAAUUGCCAAAGAAACCAAAUCCUGGCCUUACACGAAAUGUCAAUCAUGAAAUUCUGGGAGGAGGGCCCGUGGCCGAGAGCCCUGAUGGCAGCAAGAGAGUCCCAACUCCUGCCCCGAGGCCUGUGCUGCCGAAGAAAUCAGGUUUCUCAGAAAACCCCACCUACUCUGCAGCUUUGCUGAAACCAGUCCCUGUUCCUCCCCGCCUCUCGGUGGCAUCGCAAGCCAAAGCCUUCAGGUCCCUGGGCGAAGGACCCUCAGCCAACACCCCUGUUCCAGGCCUGCAGAGCAAGCCGCCAGGGGACUUCGACCUCAUCAGUUUUGAUGAUGAUGUCUUACCCACCCCACCUGGGAAUGUGGUUGAAGAUUCUGUUGGUUCAGAGAUGGUUCUGGAUCCCUUUCAGCUCCCCACAAAAACAGAACCAACAAAAGAACGAACAGUUCAACCAGUUCAACCAGCACCCGCCAGGAAGCCCACUGUGAUUCGAAUUCCAGCCAAACCAGGAAAAUGUUUACAUGAAGAUCCUCAAAGCCCGCCUCCUCUCCCAACUGAAAAGCCUAUUGGAAACACUUACAGUACAGCAUCUGGAAAACCCAGUAACGCUGAAAGAACGAGAAGUGUGGAAUCCGACCAGGCUGGUCACACAGGUGCUUCUGUGCGAGGACCCCCAAGGCUGCCCCCAAGACCUGUAAAUGGAAAAGUCACACCAGCUCGGCAGCCUCCCCCCAAGGCGCCCCCUGAAAGACCACCUCCCCCCAGACUGUCUGCAACCAGAACAUCAAAUAAAAAACUGCCUUUUAAUCGGUCUUCUUCUGACAUGGAUCUUCAGAAGAAACAAAAUAACUUGGUGUCCAGACUCUCCAAAGCCAAGAGUCAAGUUUUUAAAAGUCAAGAUCCAGUGCUCCCCCCUCGCCCUAAACCAGGACACCCUCUCUACAGGAAAUACAUGCUGUCAGUGCCUCAUGGAAUUGCCAAUGAAGACAUCGUCCCGCAAAACCCCGGAGAACUCUCUUGUAAGCGUGGGGAUGUACUUGUGAUGCUGAAGCAGGCAGAAAAUAAUUACUUCGAAUGCCAAAAGGGAGAAGACACUGGUAGAGUUCACCUGUCUCAGAUGAAGAUUAUCACCCCACUUGAUGAACAUCUUAGGAGCAGACCAAACCCCUGUUUUCCCCCUAAGGAUGCAAGCCACCCUCAGAAGCCUGUGGACAAUAGCGCUCCUCACGCCGUUGUUCUUCAUGAUUUCCAAGCAGAGCAAGUCGAUGAUUUGAGUCUCACUCCUGGAGAAAUUGUUUAUCUUCUGGAAAAAAUAGAUACAGAUUGGUACAGAGGGAAAUGUAGAAACCAGACUGGGGUAUUUCCUGCCAACUACGUGAAAGUAAUCGUUGAUGUUCCAGAAGGAGGAAAUAGGAAAAGAGAAUCAGUUUCAUCUCACUGUGUUAAUAAAGGUCCAAGAUGUGUUGCGCGGUUUGAGUAUAUUGGAGACCAGAAGGAUGAGUUAAGUUUCUCGGAGGGAGACAUUAUUAUUCUGAAAGAGUAUGUGAGUGAAGAAUGGGCCAGAGGAGAGCUUCGAGACAGAACUGGGAUUUUCCCCCUGAACUUUGUGGAGCUCCUCGAGGAUCACCCCACCUCUGGUACAGAUGCUUUAAGCACAAAGGUACCACAGAGGAUGAAAAAAGAAGAUUCUGGAGCAAAUUCUCAGGAUAACGGUCUCUCUGGAGAAUGGUGUGAAGCUCUGUACAGUUUCACGGCGGAGACCAGUGACGACCUGCCCUUCAGGCGGGGAGACCGGAUCCUGGUCCUCGAGCACCUGGACUGCGACUGGUACAGGGGCAGACUGCGUGACAGGGAGGGGAUCUUCCCAGCAGUCUUCGUGCGGCCCUGCCCCGGUGUGACAGCGGCAGCAGCUGAGGCAAAAAGCCUGUCUCCCUUAGCACUGAAGGCGGGGAAGAAGGCCAAAGCCCUGUAUGAUUUCCAUGGGGAGAAUGAAGAUGAGCUUUCCUUCAAGGCUGGAGAUAUAAUAACAGAGCUGGAAUCUGUAGAUGACGACUGGAUGAGUGGAGAACUAAUGGGAAAAUCUGGAAUAUUUCCCAAAAACUACGUUCAGGUUUUACAAGUCAGCUAAAGGUGAAGCUUGACUGUGUUCCUUGGCACAAGAACUCACUUGAACUAUCCCUUUGACUAUCAGAUACGGUGUUUUGUUUGUUUUUGUUUUUGCACUAUUUUUUUUAAACUGAAAGAAAUAUCUAUGCUGUAUAUGGUACACUAGAAUUUUCUGAAAGCAGAGAAUGUCUAGAUUUUGUAGUUAGCUUUCACUCACAGUAGAAACGUGCAUGUGAAAACCCAUGAGAAAGCAUUCCACCGAGGAAAACAUCAAGCAAGAUCAGCAAGGCAGGCGAACACUUGCCCCAGGAAAGUGCCUGGUGAUAGAGCCGCACAGGGAGGCUUACAAGCAAAAGUUGCGUUUGGACAUCUCUUUUCAUCAGCAAGAAUCAACUAACCAUGCUUCUUUAUUUUUUUACUUUCGUUUAAAGACAGGACAUUUGAUACAUUUCACUUCUGAUACUCAAAUUUAUUCUAACAGCUUGAGUGCAUUAUCCUUAUUUACCAGGGCAAAUCCUUGUUUCAGGAACAGGUAGUUUAUUCUCUAGUUGGAGCCUUUGUAAGAAUGUGGUGAGUCAGCUCGUGCUCACCGAAUGCUACUUGUGUUAAUAAGUGUUUCACCUUUGUCCAAGGAUUUCAGUGGGGUUAAAAUUCAAUGCAUCUUAGUCAGAAGAACCAAAACCAUCCUGAGAUACCUUGCUAAUAUGACUAACCCUUCUACAUACCGGCCCUACUCACUUUUUUCCUCCAUUUAUACUUUAUGUUAACAGGGUUGUUAUAAAGCACAUUCUCUGAUUCUGCAAUCAUUCUUUUGACAAUUACUGGUACCCAAAGGAAAAUUCAUUUUCUUUGUGUUACCCCAGUAAUACAGAAAAGCUGUGUCUUGUUACAGUGGUACAUGAUGAAUCACAUACAUCUCAGAACACAGAGCAACUGUUAAGGUGGAAAACAGUGCUGAGCCCACACAGCUCAUUUCUUCCUCAUAUAAUCAGAAAGAAAAACAGUUGAGAAGACUGAAGGCUGAUAUUCUUUUGUUUUUUUCCCAGCUCAUCCCCAUAUUAGAGUAAAUAAAAGAACACUUUCCUGCUGUAUCCAUUGUUAUGCAUGCCAGGUGUAAGAUAAAAGUGGUUCUUUUAGGACUAAAUCAAUUACAGUUUAUGGGCGAAAGCCAAAUAGGUUGAAGACAAUCUUCCAAACAGAUCCAUGGAACAGAAUUUCACUGGAAAGGUACACUACUUUCCCACCAAUGUUCAUGACUUUCUUCUAUUUUUCAGAAGAGUUUCAUAAACUGGGCCACUUUUUAGUGUUACUGUUUCUUAUUGUCCAAAAGGUUAGGCAGCCAAUGGUCAGACCAUUAUGUGAACAUGAGAUGGGGGAGUUCAUCUUUUUUUUUUUUACUUCAUCUUUGGUUGAAGGUCAUCUCCCAGUUAUAUAGUUAUAAUUGAUAACAGGGCUGUUUUCCCUAUAUGUUUUGGGUAGAGAAGACAAUACAAAGAAAAUUCUUGUCGAAUUUUACUCAAGAGCAAUUUCUUAAGAAAUGGAUGAUUUAAAGCCCUAUCCCAAUUAAAUUUCCAUUUGCAGCAAGUUGUAUGAUAGGAAGUAGGGUGUGUGUCUGGAAUAGGACAUGAUGUAUAUUUCUUUGCCUGUGUAAUCUUAACAUAUUAAAGAUCAUGAAAACUUAGCUUUAUUGGAGAAAAAUAUCCUCCUAAAUUUUAGUCUUCUGUCAGCAGAAUGAUAAGUGCAAUAGUUGUAUAUCUAUUUGACAUUAUAAUAAACUGAACUGAACUUUUUAGUCCUUUUCUCA
Messenger RNA from Phyllostomus discolor (pale spear-nosed bat), 5300 nucleotides. RefSeq names its product SH3 domain containing 19 (gene SH3D19). The record is from RefSeq and is a predicted model, not a curated record. Gene Ontology annotation, molecular function: protein binding. The coding region runs from base 423 to 3518 and encodes 1031 amino acids. Lineage: Eukaryota; Metazoa; Chordata; Mammalia; Chiroptera; Phyllostomidae. The transcript is spliced from 22 exons.